UCAUUCGCACUACGCGGCUGAUGCUCUGGAGUGUAAGGAUGGACAAACUUCCUAAUGCACCCUCAUUUCCUUCUCGAGAGAUCCUUUUACUGAAAUGCUCUUUUAAAUGCUGGUUGGGUGCCAGGCACAUAGAUUAACAGUGGACACUGUCGGACAGACAAGAUUUCAAGUUACAGAGGAGAGAAAGGGACUCCUCUGAGGGAAGUUGAAGCUGUCCCAUCUGAUGCAAUUCUUUCCUUUUUUAUAUCCAUAACUUCUUUUUGGAUCAUUUUGGAGAAAGUGGACCUGAAAAUGGUGGGUGAGAGCUCUUCUAUUUUGUUUACCUUGUCUAAUCAGAUUCGUUGUUGAGGUUUCAUUUUUAGUGCAUUUUGUUUUGGUAAAAACUCAGCAGGUGUCUCAAUAUGCUGCACAUGGCCUAUGAUAACAGCAUAUAGUAGAUAGACUAUGGAUAUGCAUUAAAUGAGUGGCCAGGUUAUGUCUUUACUUUUUCGUCACCGAAUACAAAUCAAAAACUUUUAUCUAAUUUUUUUAAGUGUGCGACACCAAAAUGGCACUGAUUGAAAACUGCAGGACUUAUCAAUCGCCCAAGGACACUGGAUGUGCACAGAGUUCCUCUUCGGAUGUGGUUGAACUCAAUGUAGGUGGACAGGUGUACUUCACGCGCCAUGCCACGCUCACAAGCGUGCCAAAUUCACUGCUGGGAAAACUAUUCUCCAGUAAAAAGGACACCUCUAACGACUUGGCCCGGGACAUCAAGGGACGCUACUUCAUCGACAGGGACGGAUUUCUCUUUCGAUACGUUUUGGACUAUCUUCGAGACAAGACCGUCGUCCUGCCCGAUUAUUUCCCAGAGAAAGGGAGACUAAAAAGGGAAGCUGAGUUCUUCCAGUUGCCCGAGCUCGUUAAAAUCUUAAACCCAGAUGAUUAUGUCCACAGCGAUUUUGACGAUGCAUCCCAGGGAAGUGAUCAGAGAUUGUACCCAACGUCUUACCUGGACGCACGCGAUAGGCGCUACGGCUUCAUCACGGUGGGAUACAAGAGCUCGUGCACAUUCGGGAGGGACAACGAUCCAAAAGCUCGAGGAAUACCCAAAAUAUUCAUUUGCGGACGGGUCGGUCUAGCCAGAGAAGUUUUCGGUGACACGUUAAACGAAAGCAGGGAUCCCGACAGGCAACUGGAGCGAUACACGUCUCAGUUUUACCUCAAGUUUCGCCACCUGGAGCGCGCGUUUGAUAUUCUCGCCGAGAGCGGUUUCCACAUCGUCGCGUGCAAUUCAUCACUCACCACAUCUCCUCACAUCAGACAAACAGACGACAAAUUCUGGUCAAACAACACAGAGUAUGUUUUCUAUCGUGGUCCAUCCGUAUGGUCGUCUUCUCACUGCGACUGCUGCUGCAAGAGUCACAAGAGCGAACGCGGGGGCGAGAGCGGCACAUCCCUCAACGACCUCUCCACUUCCUGUUCCGAGACCCAAUCGGAAGCCAGCUCACCCCAGGAAACGGUCAUUGUUCGUCCAGUCACCCGCCAGCCCAACAUCCAGACUCUAGACCGUCCGGUGAAAAAGGGCCCGACUCCAAUUCCAAGGAGAACUGACCUGCUUCGCGUCCGGACCACAGGGCCACGUGAUUCAAUGGCGGGAAAGAGGAAACCAGCCAAGGAGAAGCUGACCACGGAGCAGGAGCUGGAGAAGUGCAUCCAAGAUUUCCGACGGAUUAAAAUUCCGGAACGCUUUCCGGAGAGGAAGAACAUGUGGCAAUCAGAGCUCUUGAAAAAAUAUAAACUUUAAAAUGAGUCUAUUAGACAACACAACAAAACUUCAGUGCAUAAGAUGACUUUAUAAUUCUUCUUCUGCUUGGAUGUAAUUGGCUGGUCUUUGUGUGCAAAGCAUCCAAAGCAUUCCUAACAGGACCGAUUCAAUUUUGCCACAAAGCACAAUGACACCAAACUCGAAACUAAUUUUACAGUGUCUAGACAACACAAACCUCUGAAUUACAUAUUAUAUUGUACAGUAUGUAUACAACAUAAGCACAACAGCAUAUUAACCGAUAAUGCAGUUUCGCACAGUGUAUACACAAUACUUAAGUGCAGCAGAAUUCCUAUGUGAAUGUGUUUUGCAUCUGGUUAGUAAUGGUUAAUAUUAACACAAAUAUACAGUUUAUUUCAAGACCUAAAUACUGUAAAAUGAGUGCAGUAUGUUCCCACAGUAAACAAAAGACAAUGCAUGUUCUUUUACUCCAUUAAGUUUGUGUUCACUUACCUAAAUCCGACUAAAGUUAUCAAACACACGAGAGAGGUUUAAAUAAUAUAUUAGCUUCUUGUGUAUGUGAAUAUUUGUGCAGAGACUGUUGUUGUGCCUGUUGUGGGUAUUCUGAUUUUUUUUGUUCUGAAUGUGCAACGAAUCAUUAAAUGAACUGAGUUUAAAAUACCAUUCGUUUACCCGAGUCAUUAUAAUCCAGGCGCAUUGCAAAGUUUUCGAAUCGGCUUGGCAUUUCAACAGGAUGAGAGACAUCAAAAGCUGGUUGUGUUUUAUUUGUGUCAAACUAAUGUAUGUGUGCAAAUCUGAUAAAUGUAAGAAGGUGUAAACAAAGUGACAAGAUCAUUGUGUAUUAUUACGGAUUAUGAGCUUUGCUGAAUUUAACA
Messenger RNA from Paramisgurnus dabryanus, 2640 nucleotides. RefSeq names its product potassium channel tetramerization domain containing 16a (gene kctd16a). NCBI's taxonomy places the organism in Eukaryota, Metazoa, Chordata, Actinopteri, Cypriniformes, Cobitidae. Gene Ontology annotation, molecular function: protein binding. The record is from RefSeq and is a predicted model, not a curated record. Gene Ontology annotation, biological process: protein homooligomerization; regulation of G protein-coupled receptor signaling pathway. Gene Ontology annotation, cellular component: signaling receptor complex; postsynaptic membrane; presynaptic membrane.